AUGUCCGCCGCUGCCCGUCGAACCGCUGAUCGCGACAAGCUCAAGCAUGUCGUGACCGUCAUGCUCAACAAUGUCGAGACCAACUGGGAAACUCACAAUGUCAUGCUUGCCCUCACUAACUUUGGAGUCGAUACUUUCUCGGACCUCAUGAUAAUGGAACGCAAAGACAUUGAGUCUCUCGUGGUUCCAGUCGCUGGAACCGUUGCAGAACACCCUCUUGGAUUCAGUCAACGGCGACAACGCCUUGCUGCGAUUUGCUGCUUUCAUCAUUUCUGUCGAGAGCAAACCAAAUCCAUCAACGUCACGUCAAUCAGUUUCGCUAACUUCCAACGAUUCCGCAUCGUACGAUGGGAUCCAUCAGCGGAAGUGGUCCCGUGGCUCACGACACGAGCUCCUGUAUCCGCCGAAGCAGAGAUUGAACACUGGAACAAGUCGGAUACAUACCGGAGAACCCGCCACUCGAUUUCAUCCAAUGCGAAUGGAUGUACUAGACACCCUGUGACACGAUCAAGACUGCAGCUGGAAAAUCUCACGCAACACCUCAAGGACAGCGAAACUCGUCUCUUCUGGGAAAAGAUGUCCAAUCACUACAAGACAUCGAUGACGGCGACCAUUCGUUCCUCCAAGACCUUGACCUAUCUGACUACUGCAAAUUUAUCAGACGGAUCGUGGCGUGGAAGUCAGCAGAACUUCAUUCUAAACUUCAAAGAACAAGAUCGAAUCUACAACGAUACCUCUGUGCACAACAAGUACUCCGAUGGGCAACUCGUACAAUUCCUUGAACAAGCUGUCUCUAGCGUCCCAAACCUAUCCGGUGCACGAUGCGUGGAUAUGCUUGCACGUGCCGCAGCCAAGAAUGCGGACACAUACACUUUUGAGGAUUGCACUGCAAGCCUACUCUCACUUACAGCUAUCUAUGAUGCAGCUCACUCUGCAAACGUACAUGACGUCAUCGAGGAAUCCCGGAUCUUUGAAUCCGAUCACGACGAUAAGCCAGCCCUGGAAGUUUCGUCUCACACCUUGGAUGAGAAGAAGAACAAAGUAUCUUUGGACACGGACCUUUUGCAUCUUGCCACACAUGUUGUCCAAGACUCGACUACGGUUCCUGACCUUCUGUCAGGCAACAUUGCUAAUGUUCUAUCUCAACCUUCGUCUCGCAACGUUUCCUUUAGCAAUGAAGUACGAUACCAUGAGCUUGACGAAAUUGACCGAUCGGCAUACCAAUCAUACUCCCAUGAGAUGCACGCCGACGACGUUGAUGACGGAUUCAAAACUGAUAGUGAAGACGAUGCUGCAUCACAGCUAUCCUUGAAGCUUGACACCGACUACUGGGAUGAGUCUAUUCCAUUUGAUCCCAACGCAUUUGGAUCCCCGACCUUGGCUCCGUUCGACCCGAUGUCGCCCCAGUAA
This is a messenger RNA of Seminavis robusta, 1410 nucleotides long. The record is from the annotation of a GenBank genome assembly. NCBI's taxonomy places the organism in Eukaryota, Bacillariophyta, Bacillariophyceae, Naviculales, Naviculaceae.